AAGUCAACUUUCUCCUUCUCUCUCAAUAUAUUUAUGUGCCCUUCAUCAUCAACAAUAAUAUUAAGAACAUAAGGAGAGAGAGAAGAAGAAGAAGAAGAAGAAGAAGAAGAAGAAAGAGCCCCUGCUCAAGGUUUCUGUAUAUAUAUACACACACACACACGCACAAAUAUAUGCAAAUUGCAAAAACUACAACACGUCCAUACUCUUCAUGAUCGUAAAGGUAGAUGGUAUUUCGGUCAUUUUAAUCGCCUGCGCCACACUCUCUCUCUUCCUCUUCCCUUUCCUCCUGCAUGAACUCUUCUCCAACCUAAUUAACUGGUAGAGAGAGAGAGAAUGCAUUCAGCUAAUCACUGGGGAGGAACGUUGGAGAUUAAUGGCGGCGACUCAACCACCGAGGACGAGAGGAGUCGAGACUUGGACAGAGGAUCAGUGUAUAAUCAACAACAUCAUCAUGAGUUGGAUGAGACGCAGCAGAGUUGGCUUUUGGGACCUCAAGACACCAACAAGAAGAGCAAGUAUGUGGACUUGGGUUGCAUGCUUGUCAGCCGGAAGGCCCUCAAGUGGACGAUAGGGACCGUUGCGGUCGCCUUCCUUGUUAUAGCUCUUCCCAUCAUGAUUACACAGCUGUUGCCGGAGCACAAGUCUCCGCCUCCUCCGCCGGAUAGUUACUCUGACGCUUUACACAAGGCUCUCCUCUUCUUCAAUGCUCAGAAAUCUGGGAAAUUACCCAAGAACAAUGGCAUACCAUGGAGGGGCAAUUCUGGGCUAGAUGAUGGAUCAAACUUGACAGAUGUCAAAGGAGGAUUGGUUGGAGGGUAUUAUGAUGCAGGAGACAACACUAAGUUCCAUUUCCCAAUGUCAUUUGCCAUGACAAUGUUGAGUUGGAGUGUGAUUGAAUAUGAACACAAGUACAAGGCCAUUGGAGAGUACAACCAUGUUAGAGACCUCAUCAAGUGGGGCACUGAUUACUUGCUCUUAACCUUCAACAACACUGCCACCAAUAUUGACAAAAUCCAUUGCCAGGUUGGAGGGUCUCAAAAUGGUUCCAAAGUACCAGAUGAUCACUACUGUUGGACAAGGCCAGAGGACAUGGACUAUCUCCGGCCAGUCCAGACCGUAUAUGCAGGGCCAGAACUCGCCGGGGAAAUGGCAGCUGCUUUUGCAGCAGCCUCCAUAGUGUUCCGUGACAAUGCCCAAUACUCCGCCAAGCUUGUCAAAGGCGCCAAAACGGUCUUCUCCUUCGCCAGGGACUCCGGAAGAAGGUCAAGAUACAGUAGUGGGAACCCUUUCAUUGAGCCCUACUACAACUCCACCGGCUACUUUGAUGAGUACAUGUGGGGUUCUGCAUGGCUGUACUAUGCCACCGGAAACAAGUCCUACAUUUCGUUGGCAACAAACCCGGGCUUGUCCAGGAACUCCAGGGCCUUCUUCAUGAUCCCGGAUUUGAGUGUGCUGAGUUGGGACAACAAGUUACCGGCAGCCAUGCUGCUUCUGACGAGGCUGAGGGUGUUCUUGAACCCGGGCUACCCUUAUGAAGAUAUGUUGCGAAGCUAUCACAAUGUCACUGGUCUUACCAUGUGCAGUUAUCUUCAUAGGUUCAAUGUCUUCAACUGGACUAAAGGUGGAAUGAUUAAACUGAACCAUGGGCGUGGGCAGCCUCUACAAUAUGUGGCCAAUGCAGCCUUCCUGGCAAACCUUUUUGCUGAUUAUUUGAAUGCCACCGGCGUGCCUGGAUGGUACUGUGGCCCUUCUUUUAUAUCCUUUGAUGUUCUUCGUGAUUUCGCCACUUCCCAGAUUGACUACAUUCUUGGUGCAAAUCCCAUGAAUAUGAGCUACUUGGUGGGGUAUGGCUCCAAAUUCCCUAAGCAUGUGCAUCACCGUGGAGCGUCAAUACCCCGUGACAACAUCAAAUACUCGUGCAAGGGUGGAUGGAAGUGGCGUGACACACGUAACCCUAAUCCUAACACCAUUACAGGAGCCAUGGUCGGAGGGCCUGAUGGGUUUGACAGAUUCAGAGAUGUGCGUAGCAAUUACAGCCAAACCGAGCCUACAAUGGCUGGAAAUGCAGGGUUGGUUGCUGCACUUGUGUCUCUGACAAGCAGUGGCGGCUAUGGCAUUGACAAGAAUACCAUAUUUUCGGCAAUUCCUCCAAUGUACCCAGUGAGCCCACCACCUCCUCCGCCAUGGAGGCCAUGAGCUGCUAACUACGUUAUAAUAUCCUUACAGCUUGAACCUCUCUGCAUUCUCCAAUCCAGAAUGUCUGUCAAGCUUUUUGUUUGUACAAAAUACGCAGCCUAAUAUAUAAUAUUCAUUCGAUACUUGGUACUACUUUUUUGUUAUAAGUUGCAUGUUCAAGCUCAAACUAAGAAAGUAGUCUCCUCCCGAGUUGUUGUCUUUCAAAAGGAAUCUCACUAAAAGAACAAUUGUAAUUCAUUAUUCAAAUAAACAUCAUUGUUACA
Cornus florida is the source of this 2459-nucleotide messenger RNA. Its product is annotated as endoglucanase 12. Gene Ontology annotation, biological process: carbohydrate metabolic process. The coding region runs from base 334 to 2196 and encodes 620 amino acids. The transcript has 6 exons. NCBI's taxonomy places the organism in Eukaryota, Viridiplantae, Streptophyta, Magnoliopsida, Cornales, Cornaceae. Gene Ontology annotation, molecular function: hydrolase activity, hydrolyzing O-glycosyl compounds. The record is from RefSeq and is a predicted model, not a curated record.